Aegilops tauschii subsp. strangulata is the source of this 428-nucleotide messenger RNA. Lineage: Eukaryota; Viridiplantae; Streptophyta; Magnoliopsida; Poales; Poaceae. The record is from RefSeq and is a predicted model, not a curated record.
ACGGUACCACAUGGACGCGCUCUUCGAGCAACUCUCCGCCGUCGCCGACAUGGCUCUCGACCUCGACGGCCGGGGCUUCGACCCAGAACAGCUCGCCGGCGUCCUCGCGCUCUUCGAGGGCGAGGCGCACGCCUCGUGGGCGGCGGCCGAGGCGGAGUACGAGGCGGUGGCCCGCGGCACCGAGGCGGCCGUGGCGACCGCUCAGGGCCACCUGAACGCCGUCAUGGGCGCGGCCGUCGGCAAGUACCGCGGCUCAGCCGGCGAGGCCGACGCGCUGUCCGCGGCCAUGGCGGCGAUGGAUACGGCCUUCAAGGCAACGUCCGGGACACAUCCCUCCUCACGCCCGUGAGAUCGAGCGGGAAAGAUCUGUGCGCGCACGCACCGCAAGAUCGGUCGAUAUGCUCCAUGAGCAUGUACGUAUGUGCCUG